This is a messenger RNA of Botrytis sinoallii, 327 nucleotides long. RefSeq lists its product as uncharacterized. Lineage: Eukaryota; Fungi; Ascomycota; Leotiomycetes; Helotiales; Sclerotiniaceae. The record is from RefSeq and is a predicted model, not a curated record. The coding region runs from base 1 to 327 and encodes 108 amino acids. The transcript has 2 exons.
AUGUCCAAAUCGCUAGAGCUCGAAGAUGGCUUCAAAAAAUCUUGCGCGGAUUUCGAUCAGAACGCUCUUGAAUUGAACAAACAAAUACGAGCAACACAAGAAGAGCUUCAGCAGCAUAAGGAAAAGAAUGACGGGCACAUUGCAGAGUUGCAGGGGAUUCAAGAGAGGCUGAAGAAUAUUACAAAGAAGUUACAGGAGACGGGUGCUGAGCACAAAGAUUGUUGUGGAUUGGUUGGGUUUGGUGGUGGAGAUGAAGAUAGAGAUGGGAAUGGAAAUGGAAAUGGAGAUGCAGAUAAGAACAUAGAUGGGAAGGUGGAAGGGUCUUGA